AUGUCCCAGCUGCAGCGAAAACUAUCUGUUCGACGAGGGUCUGUCAGUGCGUCAGAUCCAUUCGGACAGCAUGCUACCCUUAAUCAUGAUCCUAAUCGAUCAUCGUCAUCAACUUUGACCAUCGUUCGCGUACUGGAUCCCAGUUCGCAAGCAGGCGCACCACAAUGUGCUGGGACCGCUCCAAUGAAUCUUUCAGAACCGCCUGCACCAGCGCUUCACCGACGUUCACUACGUCAUCCUGGGACUAUUUCGACGAAUGCAGAUGGAUCAUCAACCGGUAGACUCAGCUUUGCAUUUUCAUCUUUCGCCCCAAAUUCUUCAGCUCCAACUUCCUCUUCUGCAUCUUCACCAGCCGUCGCUACCUCCCCUAGCCGACGGGCCUCCAGUCCAUCUACUUCCCCUCGUCUACGCUCUAGCUCACCGCAGUUCACCCGGAGACAAUCCGCGUCAGGUUCUUCCCCAUUUUCUAAACCAAAUUUGUCCCCAGAACAGCUUGUAGACCUCGCUCGUCAAUCAACUAGCCCUCGUUAUGUCCCUCCGCCUGCAUCUGCCCCUAGCACUCCUCAUCUUCCCACGCUUGCAAGUCCGGUGGGUUCCUCUAAUCCUGCCGCUGGUGCAAUAACCGCACCUGCGACAUUCACCCCGUUACCCGAUGAUAUUUACCUUCCUUUCAUCGAUCGUCCCUUUGAAGUGACCCAAUUACUAUCAACUCAUCCCACAACCAAACUUCUUUCCCUCCUCGCCCAGACAUUUCCCAGGACACAAGGCCCAGAAAAUCUUAAUGAUUCUACGUUCUCUGCUGAUCCCGCGAAAUGGACCUUCGGGACUUUGCGCCUCUGGUUAACCAUUAUGGAUAGACAAACAGCCAGUGACACUCUCUGGGUGCGCAACGCGCGCAGAUGCGUCCUGUCUCAUUCAGAGCUCAUCUGGGAGCGUCUGAAGGGGGCUCUUGGCGUUCCUCCCGAGCUCGAGGUUGACGGAGAAUGUGAUACGGAGAGUGUGAUUGCAGUGGAUGAUCACCCACCGCGCGUCUGUGUCUCUCCUAUUCCGGCAAUGUUAGAUGCAGGUAGUGCGGCCCAAGAUUCGGGAGAGUCAAACACGCGCCCUACAUCGUUUCCGCCUGACGAUGUUCAAUCAACUCAACAUGAUUCCAUGCCCCCAUCCCCCCGAGAGGACCCACUCUCCACCACAACUCACUUGUUGAUUGAGCCCAUACUCGCGACACUUACCUCAAACGCGAACGUCUCCACUCCUGGUUCAGCUAAUCCACCUCCACUCAGCCUCCCAUCAAACUUGUCACAGUCUACUUCUCUCGGACAGGGAGACGGACUGCAGGACAUUGGCGAGGAGGCAGAAGACGAGGACGGCGCGGACACAGAAGCGCCCGAAAGGGACACUCAACCUGUCGAAGAUUCUUCGCAGAUUCAUGGGUUACGCAUAUCCACUUCACCUGUGCCGUCUUCUCCUGCUUUUGUGUCACAACCAUUUUCACAUCCUACUAGCCCAGUCAUGAGUUCGAAUAACUCGAGACGCAACAGUACCGAGCUCAAAUGGUCGUCUGAGUUUACCCUUCCCCUUACUAGGCGCAUUUCUCGUACGAGUUCGCAUGGUUCGGUCAGUAGCCUUGGACGACCCACGUUCAGCUACAUCUACAACUCAGCUGGAUCUGACUUCGGAGACAACGAUAGCGAGCGUGCGCAUGAUGCUGUUGGAGAUCGUGGCCCAGGACAUCCGCUCUUCCCCAGCAAUUUUGCGCGACUGGCAUUGGGCCCAACGCUGAGUGCGAAUAAUCCUAACCUGCGUCCCUUACGCUCUUCCACCCACCCAGUGCAUUCGCACUUCGCUAAGUGGGCGCCAGGUGGGCGUCCUCCGAGUUGGAUUGAUGCUUGGGACCCUGUCAAGCACGAAUAUGCCGCAACCACCGCUAGCGGUAGUAGUAUCGGGGGCGGUGAAUAA
Suillus subaureus is the source of this 1956-nucleotide messenger RNA. RefSeq lists its product as uncharacterized. The record is from RefSeq and is a predicted model, not a curated record. The transcript is spliced from 3 exons. Lineage: Eukaryota; Fungi; Basidiomycota; Agaricomycetes; Boletales; Suillaceae. Bases 1 to 1956 code for a protein of 651 amino acids.